AUGCCCGUUCUUCUGGAUACCCCUUCGACUUGGCACACUAUCCACGGUGUAUACGUCUACACAGUAAGGGAUGUAUUAGAUGCGGAGGCGCCGCCGUCGCUCUGCGGCACGCCCAAGCAGCGCGGGCACACGGGCGAGCUCCUCAGCAGCCUUGUUUUGUGGUUCGCUCUUUGCGUGACGGUGUUCUUUGGCUCGUGCGGGGUUCUCUGCCGGCAGGCCACUGCUCGGAUGACAUCGACACACUCCGCACAUGGAGAUGGACACACCACGGCCCCUUUCAUUCCGAGGUCUACGGUAUCUGCUAAGCACACGCACGCAGGUGACAGCCGGGGCCGCAUGUCUCUUGCGGCGUGUUUCUAA
This is a messenger RNA of Trametes versicolor FP-101664 SS1, 360 nucleotides long. RefSeq lists its product as uncharacterized. Bases 1 to 360 code for a protein of 119 amino acids. NCBI's taxonomy places the organism in Eukaryota, Fungi, Basidiomycota, Agaricomycetes, Polyporales, Polyporaceae. The record is from RefSeq and is a predicted model, not a curated record. The transcript has 4 exons.